Chelonoidis abingdonii (Abingdon island giant tortoise) is the source of this 3930-nucleotide messenger RNA. It is a transcript of the gene KDF1, whose product is annotated as keratinocyte differentiation factor 1. The record is from RefSeq and is a predicted model, not a curated record. Gene Ontology annotation, biological process: regulation of epidermal cell division; keratinocyte development. Gene Ontology annotation, cellular component: cell junction. Lineage: Eukaryota; Metazoa; Chordata; Testudines; Testudinidae.
CGUGUCCCUAGCGGCAGCCCGUAGCGGCGUCACAUGGUCUCACCUGGCCCAGGUGAGGGAGGGGCCGGACGCCGUUCACCUGGCUCGGCACAGGUGCCUGAGGUGGUGAGCCAUGCUGGGCAGGAGAACAAGACACCCCCAAGAAGUAAUCAGCAAACAUCGGAUGAACCUAUCCCACCAGGAUGCUGUGCCCCAAAGGAUCAACCCAUCCAAAGAGUGUGACAUCAGCCUGGAGGUGUUCAGCAAAUCCACACCUGAACUCAAACAGAGCCGCAAGCUGGCUCAGCAAGCACGGGACAGGAGAACCCGCAAAGCUGACCUCAAAGACUCCAACGGGAGGGAAGCAGAAACAAUUACCUUUAUUUCUGGCUCAGCAGAGGUUCCUCAGACCCAGAGUUUGUGCUGUCUUUCUUUGACUCAAGCCUGGAAUGCCUCCAAGGCCGUUCUCUGCUGUAUAGUGACUUGUGGGGGCUGCUUUAAGAAUUGCAGCAUUCACAUCCCCUGCCUGGGUCACACUGAGACUUCAAUUGAUGAUGGAAGAAACAGAGAGCAAAAUGGACAUGUGCCUAGCAACAGCCCUGGCAACAUCUCCCCCGCUGAAAAGAAUGGGAACCAGAUCAAAAAGAACGCGAUGGGGAGCAGCUUCAGUUACCCAGAUGUGAAACUGAAGGGGAUCCCUGUCUAUCCGAACCGGAGCCCUGGCAACCAUACAGAUGCAGAUUCGGGCUACAAAGAGCCUCUGCCAGAGAAGACCUUCAGGAACAGCAUAGAAAAACCACCACUCCCCAGCAGCCACCGGAGCUCGGAGGAGUAUUACUCCUUCCACGAGUCUGAUCUGGAUCUCAGUGAGUUGAGCAGCUCUAUGUCCAGCAAAGAGAUUGAUGUCCUGAUCUUCAAGAAACUGACAGAGCUCUUCAGCGUCCACCAGAUUGAUGAGCUGGCCAAGUGCACAUCAGACACUGUCUUCCUGGAGAAGACCAACAAGAUCUCAGACCUGAUCAAUAGCAUCACUCAGGACUACAACCUGGAUGAGCAGGAUGCUGAGUGCAGGCUAGUCCGAGGCAUUAUACGCAUCAGUACCCGGAAGAGCAGGGUCCGGCCCCCCAUUUCCAUUCCUGCCACCAAGAGCCACGAGCAGAAGGCGAGCAGAGGAAACCCACCGGACAGUGGCAAUGAAACCAUGCUGGAGUCCCUAAUCACCAGCCAAGAUGAUUUGGCUGUGCAGAUAUCAGAGGAAACCACAGCAGAUGUGAUAGCCAGGAAUAUGAGGCGGUUCAGCACUGCAGGGUCUCCAAUGAGCAGAGCUUCCUCCUACCAGGACACAGAGACAGAUUCGUCUGGAACACCGCUGCUUCAGGUUUACUGCUAGGAUCAUGGACCAAGGCAGCGCUCUGUGGCGGGAGAGGUCGCUGGGCCUUACGGCAAACAGAGCUCCUCAUCUCUUUUAAAAUAAAAUGUGCUAUGCCACUUUAUUUUCUUCAGUUCUCUUUUUCCCUUGUUAAAGUUCAACUUGCCCCUCAACCUGUGGGGUGCAUUGGCUUUUUUUUUUGUGGGGGAUCAUAACAGAACCUCGAGGAAAUGGACCAUGAAUCUAGUGAACUUACUCAGAUGGUGAGACAUAAGUUCAGGGAACAGAAGAUGGACCAGGGGAUCCUGACAAGAGGAAUUUGUUCUGCCUUUGUGGGAAUGUGCGGUUCUACUUCCGCUCUUGGAGUGCAGAUUUAGUACCCAACCAGAUGUCAGCCAUCCAGCUGAUGUCCAGCUCCGAGUCAGCUGUACAGUGUUUGCCCAUCUGGCACUGUAGAUGUUAAUGUAUGUUGUGUAGCUUUGUUGAUGAUCUCUACCACCCUGUGGAACGUCUUUCCAUUUGUAGCAGUUCUGUUGAAGUGAACGCCAAGGCUGUAAGAACACCCAGCUGUUUAAGAUCCCAGAUCUCUACUUACUGUUGCUGGCUUUGAUGGUCCCAGAGGCUGAGUCCUCUAUGCACAAUAGCCAGACAAGCUUUCUUGACAAAGUGCCUUACACCUGUUCUGGAGGGACCACCUCAGAAAAGAGAGGGUAGUACAGCCUCCAGGGUUCAUUUAAUCCUUGGCCUCUUUGUAGUGGGUGCCAACAAAGCAACCAAGCCAAUUAGUGCUAGUUGCAAUGUGGACAACUUGUUGAAGAGACUAACUGGACUGAGACCCAACUCUGGUCUCUCAGGUUAUCAUGCAAUCAUUGAAUAACAACUUUAAAUCACUGCCAGUCUGGUGAGAACCACUGACAUGAGGUAUUAAAUACACAGAUGUUGAUUUGUAAUUCAUUUGCCAAUCAGCUUUUCCCUCACUCAUCUGCCAAGGCUUACAUAGCCCUUGGUGGUCAUGUUAACUGUUGGAGAAAGCCUUGAACUUGGGUCUUAGCAGGUAAGCGAAAGAGCAGACUUUUUUUAAAAUUACAAAUCAGUCCUCCCUGUACCUCUGCCUGUGUGUAUGGGAUCUUAAAUGCUCUCUAGAAAUGCUCCCUGAAAAACUUUGCUGUUGCCUUUAAGGGGAGGGAGAAGGGCUUUGUGGGGGAACUCUCCAGGAAGUGUAUGUAGGGAACUGAUUAUUCCUGUGUAAAUGUGACUCUCGCUCCCCUUCGCCCAGGGGUGUUCAGCAUGCUCAGCUUCUUUCCUAGGAGUGGUGCCCUCCCUGCUGCAUCCAGUUACAAAAGAACAGGUAGUGUCGCCACCCUAAAGGCCCCAAACUGGGUGACCUUGAGGGCUGCAGCUUUGCAGAAGCCUGAGGGCUGCAACUCUCUGCCAUCUCCACUGGCUUGUUUAUCAGAAAGUAAACACACCCAGCCAUGAGAUUUGUUUAUACACCUCGGUGCCUUAGCAGGGGAAUAGCUUGUUGGUGGCAUUAAGCAGCAAUGAAACCAAAGUGUCCAGUGCUGCUAGAAACAGACAGUGGCAAAGGUGGGCUCUGGCCCUGGUGUAGGCCGCACUUCUGUGCUUAAGCUAAGGGAGGGUGUCUUGAGCUUGUAGGCUGGGACUCUAGAGCCUGUGUUUGCCUCCUGUGCUUUUCAAAGAUUUGGAGCUUUUAGUUCCUCACUUCACUAAGUAGGGCUUAUAUAGGUGGCAGUUGUGGGCAGAGCCAUUCACCUGAGCCACAUUUAAGUCCCACUCAGACCUACUUGCUGUUCUCGUAAAUUACUUGCUUUUAAAAAAUACAGAUUCAAUCAUGUCCCUUGAAACAUCAGAAACACUGGCUCAUGAAUCAGUGCUGACUCAGCAAUGAGAUUUUGGCUAAAUAACCGAUCCCACAGCACGUUGAAACCUCUCCCACAUUUGGCUGUGUUUUCUUGUGGCUCUGUGUUCCAUGUUUGGCGGGCUCAGAGGGAUGGUCUGGCAAUGCAGGGGUCACUGACGUUUUGGUGAGUUGAUUGUUUUUCCCUAGGCUUUGUUUUUAAAGCAAUGAAAUGUAAAUUUGAAAAAAAGCCCUCCCUCUUGUUCAUGACCCAAAGCGGUGGCCAGGACUCCUGGCAAACAGAGACUGGCUGUAAAUACGUAAUAUUUUGCAUACUACAUUUAAUGGGCCUUGCUGGCUCCUGGCUUCUGAACUAGUUUGUAAAUCUGUAUUCGGAUAAGUUUACUUUUUAAAAUGGACAUUUACGUGACAAGGUAGCCUGGUGCCUACUCCUGGGACAAACUGGGCAGUAGGUUGCAUGUAGCACCUAUGACGAGGCAGUUUCAGGAAGAGCUGCUAAUGGCUGCUGCCCAGAUGCAACAGCAGACUUUUACAACUGUUUAUACAGCCACUUAUGCCAAUAGUGCCUGACAAUGUAUGUGGAUUAAAACACCGAGUGAAAAAAAGGUGGGUGUUGGAGGUAUAAAACUAUCCCUGAAACCAUCUAACCUGUUGUAUGUUAUGUUUGUCUCCGUCUUUCUCACCGUUUUUUUUGUUUUUUUAA